UAUUAAUCAACUUCAUUUGAUCAUCGCAUCACUGCGCAUCUUCGCUAAAAAUGUCGGCCAAAAUGCCCUCAGAUGAUUCGCUGGACUCGGCGAAUGUGUCUCUGUCACAGAUGCUCCCAGCGGAUUGCAUUCGCCUUAUCGUCGAGCGAUGUGUAGAGUACGAAGAAGAAGGCCCUGUCGAUCUGUGUCCACUCAUUCGCCUUCGACUUGUCUGCCGGACCUUUGACAUCGAGGUGAUGCAUCUAAUAUGCCUCACUGGCCUGUUUUGGAAAAUGAAGCGAGGCCGCUCACUCACGCAACUUCGUCAAGCGGCCAUCGAGCGGGAGAGAAAAUCGAAACAGUGUGUUGCGUCUCUCAAGGGCAACGCAGCCGCUUUCUUGGCACGUUACAUGGUCAUGCAACCUCGAGAUAGGGCGGCAGCAUGGAACGCCACCAUGUUCACGGUUAUCAACGCUGUUGUUGACAACAUCAUGUCAGAAGAUGGCCUCGAGGUUGACGCUCCAGAGCGAUACAAUUACCUCUUCGAGAUUUGUCAGAACGCCCUGCCGAUCACCCAAGGACACCAGAGCCGUGAUUUUGGCAUGUGGGACCUAUUCUCACCACGGGGUUUCUCUCUCAUUUUCCCAACCCGAGCGACCAUCACAGAGGCUAGCUUCGAAACACACGUCAUCCUGGCGCAGAUUUAUCUCAAACGGCCUGAUACCGUAACAAAGCUUCGGUCGCUCUUGUUGGAUAAGGGCCCACGGCCAUUAUCCACCUUCAACGAAAAGCACAAAAGGGACAAGCCGCUUUUCGGUUGCUUCCUUGAGGCUGCUAUUAGGACACGAAACCUGGACCUCAUAUCUUUUCUCUUGAGGAAUGAUAUUGACAUGACCCCGUCCAGAAAGAAGGUCAAGGGCGGAGAGGUAAAGAAGGCGAGAAAGCCCUUCUACGACGGCCAUUUUCUUCACCUUGCUAUUUACUCCGGCGAGUCCGACGCCAUAGAGAUACUCGUACAGCGGCGAAUCAGACAGAGGGCAGAUAUCACUUCGCUCAUCUUGAGCGCAGUUUGCUCAGGAUAUGCAGACAUCUCCCGCGAGUUGAUCGAGCAUUGCUUUCCCCAAGAAGAGGGCGAAGAAGAAGGCCUACGCAAGAUUGAUUGGGUAGGCAAACUGGGCGUCAUCGAGUCUGCUCUUCGAGAAGCCUGCCACCAUAAGGACGGUGCUGUUGUUGAGGCCAUUCUCUCCUGUCGCCAACCCACAACGGCGCCGAACUUCAUAAAGAAAGGGGACAUGAAACAGCCGUUCCGGGUAUUCACUCAUUCGACCCCGGUAAACUGGUCGUAUCAUGCGAAAUCAUUUGCUCCGAUAAAAAUCUGCAUCGACAACCGAGACUUGGCUAGUAUGAAGCUCCUACUCGACAACGGGUCAGAUCCUCAUAGAGACCAGACCUACUGGUACGGCAACUCUCACAUGUUUGUGAUUGAAACCGAGGAGAAAGGGCCAAUGCCGAUCAUAUUGCCUCUGUUGAUGUGCCAUUACAGAGAUCAUCUAAAUGGUGCUGAUCCCCUACUCGACCCUAGGUUUCAUGGCACGACGAGAGAAUGGUUGGUUGUUGCUGCCAUGCUUAGCUGCAAGCCACGCAUAGUAGGCGCAAAUGUCCAGAGAGAUGAGUGGGAUCAUCAUUAUGACAAAGGUCGGGAGAUCAAGUGGCAAGAACUCUGGAAAUCCUUCGCUCGACUUGGCGUGUUUGAAAUGGCCGAUCUACUGAGCGAGUGCGACCGCAUCAAAGCGACACAGGGAGAGACGGGCUCCGGAACACCCGUUAUUGAUGCUGAUAAAGUGAAAGGCUUUCUACUCAGCACUUUCCAGGACUCAGGUUCAAUCCCCCAACCCCGUUCAAUACCAAGUUCAAUACUCCCGUUUCGAAGGCCAAAUAUGGAAGGAUUGACUUUGUAAAGAUAGAGAGAUUAAUAUAUAUUCCCUACCUUUUUUUUUAGAG
This is a messenger RNA of Ilyonectria robusta, 1980 nucleotides long. RefSeq lists its product as uncharacterized. Bases 51 to 1937 code for a protein of 628 amino acids. Lineage: Eukaryota; Fungi; Ascomycota; Sordariomycetes; Hypocreales; Nectriaceae. The transcript has 2 exons. The record is from RefSeq and is a predicted model, not a curated record.